Messenger RNA from Pleuronectes platessa (European plaice), 1766 nucleotides. RefSeq names its product leucine rich repeat containing 2 (gene smim22). Lineage: Eukaryota; Metazoa; Chordata; Actinopteri; Pleuronectiformes; Pleuronectidae. The transcript is spliced from 10 exons. The record is from RefSeq and is a predicted model, not a curated record. The coding region runs from base 16 to 1230 and encodes 404 amino acids. Gene Ontology annotation, molecular function: protein binding.
GAUCAAAGAACAUAAAUGAUCAAAGACAUGGGUUUCGGGAGGAAGGUGGACGUCCCGGUCAGUGAUCUGUCUGUGAUCAGAGGGAUGUGGGAGGUCCGAGUGAAGAAUCACAGACAGAGACAGAAGAAGGAGCAGCAGAGGGUUGAGCAGAGCGCCCUCCCCAGGAUCAACCAGCAGUGGGAGUAUCGCAUCUACUGUAAGAGCCUGAAGCCCGAGGAACAGCAGCUGCUGCGUCAGUACCUGGAGAGAUCCACCCGGACCGGUACACAGGAGUACACAGGAUCAGACCAGCAGCAGGAUCUUCAGGGUGCAGAUGUUGAACUGAAGCUGCAGCUGGACGGGGACAGUUGGACGGAGUUCCCCUCGGAGCUGCGCUGGAGGACCUACCUGAGGGAGUGGCACGUCACGGGGACAAAGAUCUGCCGGUUCCCUGAGUUCCUGUCUCUGUUCACUCAGCUCGUCGUGCUCCAGAUCCCGAAGAACCUCAUCGACGAGCUGCCGGCGGAGAUCGGUGAGGAUUCAAACCCACGACGCUUUCAGGUCAUUCACGUGUUUUCUGUUUGUACGUGUGAGACGCUCCUCGGACAACUGACCGGGUUGAGGGAAUUGAACGUCAGCUACAACCGUCUGUCCAAAGUUCCUCCAGAGCUCGGGAACUGUGAAAACCUGGAGAGACUCGAACUUGCGGGAAACUACAACCUGUCGGAGCUGCCGUUUGAGCUGAGCAGCCUGAAGCGCCUGGUCCACCUGGACAUUGCACAGAACCGGUUUGUGUCCAUCCCCGUCUGCACUCUGAGGAUGAGCGGCCUGCAGCUGUUGGACCUGAGCCACAACGGCCUGAGUGACCUGCCGCAGGACAUGGACAGGCUGCAGCAGCUGGUCACUCUGUUCCUCCACAAGAACAAACUGUGGUACCUCCCCCACGGCCUCGCCAGCAUCAGCACGCUGAAGAUGAUCGUGGUCAGCGGCGAGCAGCUCACCUGCAUCCCCACCAGGCUGUGCAGCAACCCGGACAUCAAAUUCAUUCGACUUUGCGACAACCUGGCGAACGCAGAGAAGAAGAAAGAGGAGGAGAAAGAAAAGGGCAAGCGGAGGAGAGAACCAGGGAAGGAGGAGGUGAAGAAGGACGGCAGAGAGAAGGAGUUCAUCGAGGCGUACAUCAGCACACUGACGGACAGAGACACCGUCCCAUACUCCACCACCAAGGUGUCCAUCUCCUGCCUGCUGUGAGGAAGAGGAGGAGGACGAAGGCUUCACACCAUGUGACACUUUGAUUCUGUUAUAAAGUCAAAUGACUCAUGUUUAAAUCACAGCAAAUACAAAGUUUCUGAAUCAAGUCAUAAACUGCACAAGUCUAAAUGAAACUGUUUCUGAAAUAUAUAAAAAAAGUUCUGAGAUAUGAGAGAAAUCUGAUAUGUACAUUUUAAAAUCAGAACAUUGAGGUAUUUGUAUAUUUCAUUUGGUUUUUAAUUUUUGUUGUCAGGAAUCAGUUUUUUUAAUCUUUUUACGUUUGAUAUAAUGUUUUGUUUUGUAACUUUUCAUUCCAAAAACUGGAUUUUCAACAUUGAAACAAUUCAACUCAGACGAUAUUUUCAUUCGACGCUUUCACAAACGUUUUUUAAUCUCAUCUUUGACCCAUAUUGACCAUUUAUUAUCUGGGAUUUGAGAAACUUGUGACAGUCGGUUAAAAACUGGAUUCAUCAGUUCAAAGAGUAAAAAGCUCUGAAAGAUUUAAUAUUUAAACAGGAGUGAAUCUAGUUUAUCGU